Molecule: messenger RNA, 419 nt
Organism: Acanthoscelides obtectus
Lineage: Eukaryota; Metazoa; Arthropoda; Insecta; Coleoptera; Chrysomelidae
Source: the annotation of a GenBank genome assembly
CCAGCUUUUAAAAUAUAUUUUCACACCAUUUUACAUACGUAUUAUCUGUGCUCGUGCAUGACGCAGGACAGCAGCCAACUAACAUAUCUCCUAUUCCAUCUACGUCAAAGCAGACAGUUAAUAAACCAUCGACUGCUAGCCCUGCUAUGAGUCCAUCUAUUCUUUGUGACGCAGAAUUUCAACCAGAAGUACUUCAGGAGGAAGCUGCUGUAAGCCCAGCUCCAAUUCCAACCAUAUUAUGUGCAACACCAACACGAGCUGCUAUUCGGGAGGAACAUAUCGUCAGAUCUACCGCAACUCCGUCAAAAUCAUAUUUUAAUGAGACCGAUACUAAUGACGAUGAAACAGUAACUGACUUUGUUGAUAUUCUAAAAAUUGUGAGGCCACUGCCACAACAACUCAUGAAGAAACGAGAUUGA